ACCUCUCACUUCUCCCACAUAAAAUGCCCAUCGCUACUUCAACUGAACCAACCCAUGCAAUGGACAACCAUGAUUCUUCCUUCUCUAGUCUCCGCGCCUACCUUUCAGCCCUGGCCCAGACCCCAGGUCGUCUGACUCGUCGAGCCCUCUCCGUUUCUACGUCCUAUGACGAAGUGAGUCGGAUUAGGGCCCGCUCCGGCUCGGACAUGCAUAGGACCCUCCGGGGGUUCGACCUCGUGGGGCUCGGAAUUGGUGGUAUGGUAGGUGCUGGUGUCUUCGUCACCACUGGUCAAGCCACCCGCCUCUACGCGGGGCCCGCUAUCGUCAUCUCCUACGCCAUUGCCGGCCUCUGUGCCCUACUCUCUGCCUUUUGCUACACCGAGUUCGCCGUCCACAUGCCGGUGGCCGGCGGCGCCUUCAGCUACCUUCGCGUCACCUUUGGGGAGUUUGCUGCAUUCUUGACCGGUUCCAACCUGAUAAUAGAAUACGUGAUGUCGAAUGCUGCGGUGGCAAGAAGCUUCACAUCUUAUUUAGGCGCUGCAAUCGGUAUCUCCACCACAAGAUGGAGAUUCACGGUCCCUGGAUUCCCAAAAGGCUUCAACGAAAUCGACUUGGCCGCCCUAGCAAUCGUUCUUCUCCUCACUUUAAUCAUCUGUUACAGUACGAGGGAGAGUUCGUUGGUGAACAUGAUAUUGACGGCAUUGCACAUAAUGUUCAUAGCCUUUGUCGUUCUGAUGGGGUUCUGGAAAGGUGACUCGAACAACUUUACCCGAUCCAGAAAUCCAGAACAUCCAUCAGGAUUCUUCCCGUUCGGAGUUUCCGGCGUGUUCAACGGUGCCGCCAUGGUUUAUUUAAGUUACAUUGGCUACGACGCCGUUUCUACCAUGGCGGAAGAAGUCCGGAAUCCGGUCAAGGAUAUCCCUAUUGGAGUUUCCGGCUCCGUAAUCAUUGUCACUGUUCUUUACUGCCUCAUGGCCGCAUCCAUGUCCAUGCUCCUCCCCUAUGAUAUGAUCGAUGUGGAGGCGCCGUUUUCAGCGGCGUUUACAGGGCGAUCGGACGGAUGGGAGUGGGUGUCAAAGGUGAUAGGAUUUGGGGCCAGCUUCGGGAUACUAACGUCGCUGUUGGUGGCGAUGCUGGGACAGGCUCGGUACCUGUGCGUCAUCGGACGGUCCAACGUGGUCCCCAACUGGUUCGCUAGGGUCCAUCCUGUAACUUCCACGCCUGUCAACGCCUCUGCUUUUCUUGGAAUCUUCACGGCCGCCAUUUCACUUUUCACGGAUCUGAACGUCCUCCUAAACCUUGUAUCCAUCGGUACUCUCUUCGUGUUUUACAUGGUGGCAAAUGCCGUAAUUUAUAGACGUUACGUGGUGGUGGGGACAACGAAGCCAUGGCCUACAUUGUCCUUUCUUUGUCUAUUUUCCUUGACAUCCAUUAUGUUCACCCUUUUGUGGCAUUUUGCUCCUCCAGGCAAGCAUAAAGCCGUAAUACUUGGCACUUGCGUGGUCAUUGCGGUGGCAAUAUUACAAAUCUUCCAUUGCAUGGUGCCACAAGCUCGAAAACCAGAAUUCUGGGGUGUCCCCUUAAUGCCUUGGAUACCAUCUACAUCAAUCUUUUUGAACAUAUUUUUGCUGGGUUCUCUUGAUGGACCAUCCUAUGUGCGGUUUGGAAUUUUUUCAGCUUUAGCAGUCCUGUUGUACAUGUUAUACGGCGUUCAUGCUAGCUUUGAUGCCGAAGGAGACUGCUCUUUGGGUCCAAGGGACGGUGAAAACCACAAAGAAGAAGUAUCAGCAGAAAGUGAAGAUCCUAGUCAGAAAGCGUAAAAAGCAUCGAUCUUUUACACCAACCAUUUAAUGUAGUUGAUGAGGUACUUCAGAGAGUGGAAUAUGAGAGAGAGAGAGAGGAAUAUAUAUAUAAGAAUAGACUGCAAUUUUGCAGAAUUGGCAACUUAAUUGCAUAUAUAUAGUUGGUAUUUUGAAAAACGGUUUAAUUAGAUUCUGAUCCUUUCUGUACGUUAAAAAUAUGUAUAUAUGCCCAAUGAUCCACCAACUUCUCGAGUCUUUGAAGUCUGACAUAAAUGAAAGCAAACCAUUACA
Molecule: messenger RNA, 2093 nt
Organism: Rubroshorea leprosula
Lineage: Eukaryota; Viridiplantae; Streptophyta; Magnoliopsida; Malvales; Dipterocarpaceae
Source: the annotation of a GenBank genome assembly